AUGGAGUACGAAGGAAUCAUCGACCAUUUCAAUCCGAUCCUUCCGAAUGCUGGAAUUCUGCCUUUCAAUGGCCUGGAAACUGCCCGUGAGCUCGAUGAGGUCUACGAGCGCGUUCUUCCAUUCGACUUGACUCAGACACGGCAUGGCCCGAUGUUCCAAAAUGGCAAUUGGUUCGCGGGUGCGAUAAAGCGCAGGAGGAGGGCAGAGAUCAAGGCUUCAAGAACGAUUUCUUUAGAUAGUAUAUCCCGUGCUCUGAUUCUUCCCACUGAACUUCUUCUCGAGAUUGAGCUAGAUCUUCGAAUUCCUCUAUCCUAUCGACCUUUAUUCCGUUAUACGCUCAACGAAGAGACUCAGGAGUACACUGUUGGAUCGGGGGGCGUCGUCUGUGUUCUGAUGUUCUCCCGGCGUGUCCUCCGGACAUCUCUGAACCGCGAUGGGCUUCUAUAUUGUUUGGCCCGGCGACGUGUGAUGAUGGUUGCGCGCUUUAUCUUUUUCAACUCGAGAAUCUCUUCCGGUAUUCCCGAUGCAUCCCUAGAAUUUGAGGAUUUCAAAUCCUUGGAAAUCGCCAAUGUGAUUCGUGGCCAUGAGGAAUCAAACAGGGCCAAUGCGCUUAUUCUCCGGAUGGGCGUUCAAGUUAUGGAGGAACACAAUGAUAACAUGAAGCAAUUGUUGAAACGGUAUCUUAUUCGACGUUUAUCAUCAGAGAUGUCAAGGACUGACCUUUGUAUCAGCCAUGCUUCUAUCCUUUUACGACGCGGUCACGAUCAAGUGGAUUUAGAUAUCGCAACAGGCGAACUUCUUGAUCGAUAUUCAUACAGAGAAAGAUUUACAUCGAAUUAUCGUUCGAACAAACAGCUUGCUCUUGAGCUUUUACGAACUUCCGAGACCCACAAGAUUGAUAGACUAGAAAAGCAGCGAUGGUUUUUGAUCUUCUACAGGCAGAAGGUAACACUUCCUCCAACUUCAUGGCCAAAUUUACCAAACGUGGAAGCGAUCUACGAGCACGAGCCAUUUGCGGCUUUCAUUGCCUCUGAAUCAAAAGAAGUUGGAAAGCUCCCAGAGGAAACAGUACAAACUCACUUGGCACCUUUCCUCGACUCCUGGAUGCAGGUGCAUGAAAGCAAUAUCUUGGCUAGGCUAGAAUCCCCUUAUGAGAACUUGGACCUCGCUGCAAAUGUUUUCAUCUGCGCUUCCUGCGAGAGCGAAGAUGACUGCACCAGACGCCGCACUUCGAUCUUGAUUGGCCUGGAAAACCUACGCGCUCAUUUUAAAUGCAUCGAUCCACAGUGCGAGUUUCGAUUUAGCAUUUCAGGGAGAGCCGUCGCACUGGCGUUACUUGAUCUUUUGGGUAUGGACCCUAAAACAGUGACUGUCAGUAUUUUGGACGCCAGGGAUGCACGGUUUUUCUGUGAGGGUUGCGAUGUUUCUUGGAAGCGGGGAGUGCUUGGUCGCCAGCCUUUGACGUGGAGGGAAUGUAUUUCCCAUGUCAUUGAGAUGGAGAACACGAACUCCCACCACUCCAUUACGUCUUGGGCACUUCUAACGGCAGAGGCGACCGAAUGCAUCAAAAGACAUGAACAACCCUUCCCGAGUCCAGAGUGCGACAUCUGGUGUUGUUACCACUGCCCUGAGCACUACGAUGAUGCAACGACAAAGGCGAACGCAUUUCGCCACGCCAAAGACGAGCGAAAGUUUCCCCAUCUGAAGCCCCGCAAGCCUAUUUCUGUCGGACUCGAACCACCAGAGAUCUAUCAAUGUGGAAAAUGCCCAGACACCAUUAACCGUCUCUGGCAAAUCGACCGCCUCAAACCUCAUUUGCUCGAUAAUUGCGUGGCAUGGGGCACUAGCUGCGUGCAUGCGUGGGGCACCGGACUGGGCUUACAGAAAUUGGCGUGCCAGCAUCACUCCCAAGGCAAUCCCCACUAUUUAAGUUCUGCAGACCUGUGUAAUUCUGCAUUUAUUUGCGUGCAUGGUAAAUCCACUUGCGUGCCAAUGUGUUCGCAAAAAGUAUGGCAAAGAAGAAACAAGCGUCAGGGUUUACAAGCGACACCAAGCUUCAUUGUCCAGAAUGUGAGAAAGAGAUUCCUGUUGGAACAGGCAGUCAAGCAAAUCUGCAGCAGCAUAUCGACUUGUAUGGAUACUAUGGGGGUGAAGUGUUGUCGCACGUAG
Messenger RNA from Laccaria bicolor S238N-H82, 2169 nucleotides. RefSeq lists its product as uncharacterized. The transcript is spliced from 17 exons. NCBI's taxonomy places the organism in Eukaryota, Fungi, Basidiomycota, Agaricomycetes, Agaricales, Hydnangiaceae. The record is from RefSeq and is a predicted model, not a curated record. The coding region runs from base 1 to 2169 and encodes 722 amino acids.